Messenger RNA from Triticum aestivum (bread wheat), 3217 nucleotides. RefSeq lists its product as uncharacterized. The transcript has 3 exons. Bases 99 to 2513 code for a protein of 804 amino acids. NCBI's taxonomy places the organism in Eukaryota, Viridiplantae, Streptophyta, Magnoliopsida, Poales, Poaceae. The record is from RefSeq and is a predicted model, not a curated record.
GCCCGCUCGGAGCUGCCCGCCGGUCUCCGACGUUGGAUCGAGCCGACGGCUCCUAUCGACCAAUACCAGCGCCGGGUCAAACCCUAAGCACGCCGGCCAUGGCGGUGCGGCAGCCCCGUUCGUCGGAGCAGCGUGCCUGGCCUCGAGGCCGCGCGCUCCUCUGCCGAACGGCGCUAGCCGUGUUGAGCACAUGGCGAGAUCGGAAGCCUGUUCGCGCCGGCGACGCGCACAGGCGCUCGGCGGCGAGGUGGGGAGGCGAUCGCCGGCGCCUGUCGUUUGGUGGCGGCGACGUGCGCGGCUCAGGGGACACACAACAUUCGCGUCCGACAGGCGGCGCCGCCAGUCAUUUCUUCCCGCCGGCCAUCAAGAGAGACGGCGGCGUAGUAGCGUCAGUAGGACAAGCAAGGACGAUAAUCAUAGACAUCCCUGACAAAAGCUCCUUGGACAUGGCCAACACUACCAGUGGGUUCAGCAAUCAAAUCUUGAUGGGAACGAGCAUGGAUCCAACUUGUGCGCUCUCUGGAGCAACAACUCCUCCAGUGUGUGAUGCAGCAAAUGGAGAAAGGGUGGACAGUCCAUUUUUUACACUGGAACUUGAGCAUGGUGGAAUUUUCUGUGGCCCAAUCACAAACCUGGAGUACUGGAACCCUUCUGUUGAGGUGCUAGACUUUGUUGACUCUGGCACUUUCUCUUAUGCAUUCCUUGAACAACACUUGGUUUGGUUGGGAUAUCCUGUGAGUGAGCACAUCAUUUACUUCAGCAAACCAAAUAAACCAAUCUCAGAUGGUUUGAUCAGAAUUAGCAGUGAUGAUGAUGUGCAGCAUAUUAUCAGAGCUAGUGCUGAGCAUAAGAUGCUUGUAGCCAUGGUUGACCAUACAGAUUUCAUCAGCAACUUCAGGUCUGACUUGGUGUGCACAUUGCCCCUAUCUUUCAUAACAUCAACAACAAGUUUUGCAGCAGGAAGUGCAUCCCCUUCCCAUAGCCUAGUUUCAGUCUUUGUAGAAGAUCCUUUGUUAGAGAUUGCAGCAAAUGCAACAGACCCAGAGAGUUUGCUUAUUGAGGGUGCUGAGCAGAACAUGCUAACUGAAGAUCCCUUGUUAGAGAUUGCACCAAUUGGAACAGACCCACAUAGUUUGCUUAUUGAGGGUGCUGAGCAGAACAUGCUAACUGAAGAUGGAGAAACAGUUAUUGAAGAUGUAGUUGUUUCAGAUUCUGAUUUCAGUGACAGUGACUAUGACAUAGAUGAUGGUGAUGAUGAUCUUUAUGAUGACAACAUUGACUUUGAUGUUGAUGAAGAAGCUGAUCAGGAUGAGGAUGAUGUGGAGCCUGAAUACUUGCUUGAGGAUGAAGAUCUCAACCUAUCAACUGAGCAAGCAGAUGAACUUAGGUACAAAUUUAAAGCUUUCAAUGCAAAGGUGGACAUGAUUUCCCCUGUGUUUAAAGUAGGGAUGGUAUUUGCUGAUGUGGUUGAGCUAAGACAUGCACUGACUGCAUAUUCAGUUAGAAACAGAGUGCAGAUCAAGAAGAUAAAGAAUGACAAGAGGAGACUUGAAGCAGUUUGUGAAAAUGGUUGCCCAUGGUUUCUGUAUGCUGGCAAUGACAACAGGACAGGGGGGUUUGUCAUCAAGACUUACUAUGGAGAACAUAUAUGUCAGAAGAAAUGGAAGAUAAGGUCACUGACAGCAAAAUUCCUGUGCAAGUAUUUCAUAAAUGAGUUCAGAGAUGACCAGAAGAUGUCACUAGGUACAUUUUCAAGAAAGAUCACCAAUGAAUUUCAUGUCACCCCUAACAGAUGGAAGCUAGCUAGGGCAAGAACUGCAGCACUUAAGGAGAUCCAUGGUGAUGAAGAAGAGCAGUUCAGUAGGCUUAGGGACUAUGGUCAUGAAUUGAGGAAUACCAACCCUAGGUCUACAUUUCUUCUGUCAACUGAUGUUGUUAGAGACAAAGAUUUCCCACAGGGCAGGAAAUGUCUGAAAACUCUAUAUUGGUCUUAUGAUGCAUGCAAAAGGGGUUGGCUCAAGGGAUGCAGGCCUAUUAUUUUCAUUGAUGGUUGUCACAUGAAAAAUAGGUUUAAAGGAGUGUUGCUUAGUGCAGUGGGUAUUGAUCCUAAUGACUGCAUUUUCCCCAUUGCAAUGGGUUGGGUGGAAGUAGAGUGCACCAGUUCUUGGGAGUGGUUUCUCACUACAUUGAGAGAUGACCUUAACAUCACAAAUAGUGCUCCUUUCACUAUUAUGAGUGACAAGCAGAAAGGUUUGAUCAAUGCUGUGCAAAAAAUCUGGCCAGAUGCUGAGCAUAGGUUUUGUGUUAGGCAUAUUUAUCAGAAUUUCAAUGAGAAGCACAAAGGAGAGCAACUGAAGCAAGAUCUGUGGGCCAUUGCAAGAGCACCAAACAGGGUUAAGUGGAGCCAAAACUGUGAGAAAAUGGAUGGACACAGUGCAGCUGCCUUCCACUGGACUGAAAGACUUGAUCCAAAGACAUGGUGUAAAUCAUUUUUUAGUCUUUCCCAAGUGUGAUAUUCUGCUGAACAAUAACUUUGAAGUUUUUAACAGCUACAUUCUGGAGGGCAGAGAGAUGCCAGUGCUGUCCAUGCUGGAAUACAUUUUUUACAAGAUCAUGCAAAGGCUAGUGAGUAAACAGAGAGAGGCCAUAGAGAAGUGGGCAGGGCAGAGAAUAUGCCCAAAGAUCAAGAAGAAACUAGACAAGAACACUGAGUUUGCUGCUAAUUGCCAUGUCUCUGAAGCUGGCCAACAAUUGUUCAGAGUUCAGUCUGGUAACUCUAGUUAUACAGUUGACUUGUGCUUGCACACUUGUGACUGCAGGAGAUGGCAGCUCUCUGGAGUACCAUGUGGCCAUAGUAUAGCAUGCUGCAGGGAGGAGAGCUUGACCCAGUGACAAUGGUUCAUGACUGCUACAGUGUGGAGAAUUAUCUGAAAGCAUAUGGAUACACUCUGGUUCCACUUAAAGAUCCAAAGCAUUGGGAGAAACAGAAUGGAGACAAAGUAUAUCCACCAGUUUUCACUAAACAGUUGGGAAGGCCAAAGAAAAACAGGAAGAAAACACCAGAAGAGAAGAGAAGCAGGAAUGGUGUUAGAUAUUUGAACAAAAAAGGUGUGACAAUGCACUGCUCAAUUUGUGGCAGAGCUGACCACAACAGGAAAGGGCACUACAGGUGGCAGGAAGCACUAGUUGCAGAAGGAGUAGAGCUUGUUGAUGAUAA